Messenger RNA from Cantharellus anzutake, 705 nucleotides. RefSeq names its product flavin reductase like domain-containing protein. Gene Ontology annotation, molecular function: FMN binding; riboflavin reductase (NADPH) activity. Lineage: Eukaryota; Fungi; Basidiomycota; Agaricomycetes; Cantharellales; Hydnaceae. Bases 1 to 705 code for a protein of 234 amino acids. The transcript has a single exon. The record is from RefSeq and is a predicted model, not a curated record.
AUGUUGCGUUUUCAGACGUUCAAUCGUCUGCAACACACGUCCGCCCGGCGAACUUGGACACUUCAAGCCCGCCUAAAAGAGGUCCUUAGGCAUUCGGCACAGCCUGUUGCCGUCCUCACUGCUCCUUACCCUAGACUCCACCAUAAGGAAGGCUCAGAGGACGUCCCUUUGUAUCAUGGUGCAACGCUCUCCUCGUUCACGUCAAUCUCCCUCCAUCCGCUCCCUAUUGUUGCCUUUUCCCUUCGACUUCCCUCUCGCUCGGCGGACUCCAUUAGGAAACCAGACCCAUGCAACACCUCAUCCGUUCCCCACCUCAUCAUUAACAUUCUUAGCGCGUCGCAAACCGAUACUGCCAUAAAGUUUUCUCGCGCAGAUCUCCACCCUAAACCAUUCUCGGACACGCGCUACGUGCUCUCAAAGGAGGGAAUACCGAUACUCUCGGGAUGUAUUGGUGCAUUGUCCUGCGCAUUGCUCACAUCGCUACCGUUAUAUGGUGAAGCGCUGACGUCGUACGGUAUUAGUUCCUCGGAACUGUACUCCUGUUCUGAAGCUGCAGAAGAGACUCCAGAUGUAAACUCGGAGCUUUUUAUUGCUCGGGUCAUGCGAGUCGAGGAUAACGAUGCCAGCGAUGAUCGUCUUCCGUUAGUAUAUUAUGGUCGUCGAUACUCCACUAUAGAGCCAUCCACGAACAGUCCUUCCUCGUGA